Marchantia polymorpha subsp. ruderalis is the source of this 693-nucleotide messenger RNA. Lineage: Eukaryota; Viridiplantae; Streptophyta; Marchantiopsida; Marchantiales; Marchantiaceae. The record is from the annotation of a GenBank genome assembly.
AUGCACCGAAGGCUAUUUACAUUGCUGCCUUGGUACAGUUUUCCAAAAAUGUUUUAAUUUCCUCAAAAUUACCAAAAGUGAGGUACCACAUCCAUUGAACUUCAUACCUUCCUGAAAACACUAAAUGUACAUGAUCAACGCUACGCAGGUUGUGCUGGACAACGGCACGGUUCAAAUUAUCAUAACCAAGCCUGGAGGAAACGUUGCAGGAGUCAAGUAUGGGGGAAUGGACAAUGUCUUGGACGCUUCAUAUAAAGAUUCUUCUCGGGGGUACUGGGACAUGAACUGGAAUGUUGCCAGUGGAUCAGAUACUUAUGAUUUGUUUGUUCUGCUUCGUGGAAAUUCAGGUUUCUAUACGUACUCAAUCUACACCCGCCCGACCGGAUGGCCUGACUUUGACCUCAAUCAACUCAGAAUUGUAUUCAAGCGUCGCAGUGACAAUUUCCAAUACAUGGCAGUUGCAGAUAACAAGCUCAGGCUCAUGCCAUCGCAUAAUGAUCUCACAGAUGCUCGAAGUCAACAGCUAGGUUACAAGGAAGCCAGACUUCUCACCAAUCCCAUUGAAUCCUCUUUGAAAGGACAGGUAGUGCGUUUCUCCGUUUCUACAUGUUCUUUUCAGCACUAGUUCCUUAUAUAUGGUUCACAGUUUAUCAAAUUUUGAGCCAAAAUGUCAUCUCCAUUGUGGUAACCCAC